GGGACUUUAUUUGUAAUAUUUCCUUUUUCCUUUUUCAGACAAAUUGUAAAAAACGGGUUAGGGCAUUUUGACCCGUUUCAAACAGUAACAAUUUCCUUCUCUAAUUUUCCCUCCAAUCGGACCCCGUCGUUAACCGGCAAAAAUGGAAGCCAAUGCUCCUCCGUUUAAGCUAAUUUUGGGUUCAUCAUCUGCUGCUCGGAGAAAGAUUUUAGCUGACAUGGGAUACCAGUUCACAACUAUGUCUGCAGAUAUAGAUGAGAAAGCUAUCCGGAAAGAAAAGCCUGAAGAUUUAGUUAUGGCUCUUGCAGAGGCAAAGGCUGAUGCUAUCAUAUCAAAAAUUCAAAAAACUGAAAACCUAGAGAAGGAUGUCAAUCCAACAAUUUUGGUUGCAGCUGACACAGCAGAAGCCAUCAUACCAAGGGUUUCCAUUGGUGAAUCCGAACGGGAUGCCGGGCCAACACUUCUAAUUACCUGUGACCAAGUGGUGGUAUAUGAAGGUGUGGUCAGGGAAAAACCAUCCAGUGAAGCAGAAGCACGGCAGUUCAUGAAAGAUUACUCCAAUGGACAUGCAGCAACCGUGAGUUCUGUUCUUGUCACAAACCUGGUAACAGGAAGCAGAAGAGGAGAGUGGGACAAAGUAGAGAUCUAUUUCCAUGAAAUACCAGAUCAAGUCAUAGAUAAACUGAUAGAGGAAGGGAUAGUUCUUUAUGCAGCUGGUGGCUUGAUAAUUGAACAUCCUCUCAUUGUACCUUAUGUUAAGGAAGUGGUUGGCUCAACUGAUAGCGUGAUGGGUCUCCCGAAAGCUCUCACUGAAAGACUUAUAAAGGAGAUUCUCUAAUAUGACUAGAUAUUAGAGUCCAUGCCAGCACGGGUCCAUUGUGCUACUUUUCGGAUAUUAUAUGCUAUCUAAUGAAAUAUUUGAGAAAGUCAAUCAGAUUUAUUAUAUAUAGUUUUAGAUGUUUUAAGUUGUUAAUUAUAUUAUGAUUUAUACAACUUUCAACGUAAUUUUCAAGUAAUAUUCUUUUAUCCUAAUUAACAUGACAUUGAUAACUAUUGUAAUCUAUAAUACCUUUUCAACGUUGUAAUUUACUAGUUUAAACUGUUUGCUAUUGCAA
Messenger RNA from Capsicum annuum, 1115 nucleotides. RefSeq names its product 7-methyl-GTP pyrophosphatase. The coding region runs from base 143 to 838 and encodes 231 amino acids. The transcript has 10 exons. The record is from RefSeq and is a predicted model, not a curated record. Gene Ontology annotation, molecular function: nucleoside triphosphate diphosphatase activity. NCBI's taxonomy places the organism in Eukaryota, Viridiplantae, Streptophyta, Magnoliopsida, Solanales, Solanaceae.